Molecule: messenger RNA, 435 nt
Organism: Trypanosoma grayi
Lineage: Eukaryota; Euglenozoa; Kinetoplastea; Trypanosomatida; Trypanosomatidae
Exons: 1
Coding region: 1-435 (144 amino acids)
Source: RefSeq, a predicted model, not a curated record
AUGACGGUGCUGCUCUCGUCGGUGGCGAACAGGACUCGCUGGGAGAUGUCGCCGUACUUUAGCACAGACGAACACGACACGUGCCUGAGGCGAAGGCGAAGAACGCGGCGUCAGCGCGAAGGCGUGGAUGAGGACGCGUUGUCGCAGUCGUCGUGUGGCGCUGCGUUGCCAUCUGUCGAGGUGCGCCGCCGUGAAAUCUUCCUGGAGCGCGUGCACGCGCUUCUCGCACGCCAGAGCCUGCUCGCGCUGCACCACCGUCAGAAGCAGCACACCACUCGCCAGCAGCGCGCCGUGGACUGUUAUAUCAACGCGCAGGCAGCGCAGACGAUGCGGUACCUUCUGCUCUUCCUCGGUUUCGUGAUGGCGACGGCGGCGGCGUUGUGUUUGUUUGGCUUGCUUCAUGUGGAGGCGAUCCGCGACAGUUAUUCCACGUGA